UUGGAGCUGACCAAAAGGGUAACCCUGGCGUUCCACUGGGCCUUGCGCCACCAGAGCCGGGUCAGGGGCAUCGACUGCAUGGAAGCCAUCGUCCGACCGCUGGCGUGGGAUGAAUGGCCGGAGCGCUCCCGGGCGCUGUUCCAGUCGAUGCGCUCUCCGGCGGGUGAGGACAUCAUCCUGGAGAAGAACGUGUUCGUGGAACGCAUCCUGCCGGCCAGCGUAAUGCGGGGUCUGGGCGAAGCGGACAUGGAGGUGUAUCGUCGACCCUACCCUGAAGUUGGGGAGUCCCGGCGGCCGACGCUGACCCGGCCACGCCAGAUACCGCUGGACGGCGAGCCCGCCGACGCGGUGGCGAUCGUGGACGACUACGCCGGUUGGCUCAGCGUCAGCGACGUUCCCUAG
Molecule: messenger RNA, 402 nt
Organism: Geodia barretti
Lineage: Eukaryota; Metazoa; Porifera; Demospongiae; Tetractinellida; Geodiidae
Source: the annotation of a GenBank genome assembly